Messenger RNA from Acaulospora colombiana, 288 nucleotides. The record is from the annotation of a GenBank genome assembly. Lineage: Eukaryota; Fungi; Glomeromycota; Glomeromycetes; Diversisporales; Acaulosporaceae.
UAUAAUGACACAAUAUAUACAUUUCACAUCUCUACUAAUGACACAACUGCUCCGAUCACACUGUUGGGUAUUACUAGCGAAAAAAUAGUAAAUGCAUCUCGAUCCAUACCAGCCGAAGUACCAGCAUUCUCUCAGCCAAAUGAUUCACCAGAAAUGAUUUCAUCAGUCAUGCCUCAAGCGAAUUUAUCAAAGGCGCGAGCCCAAUCUAAACCAACUUAUAUAGAGAAUAUAGUAGUGAAGACUUUGAUUAUUAGGGCAUUACUGAAAAAUAUUAUGCGGUCCUUCUAG